Messenger RNA from Teleopsis dalmanni, 2397 nucleotides. RefSeq names its product MAGUK p55 subfamily member 7 (gene metro). Lineage: Eukaryota; Metazoa; Arthropoda; Insecta; Diptera; Diopsidae. The transcript has 13 exons. The record is from RefSeq and is a predicted model, not a curated record. The coding region runs from base 425 to 2212 and encodes 595 amino acids. Gene Ontology annotation, cellular component: cell-cell junction; plasma membrane. Gene Ontology annotation, molecular function: protein binding.
UGUCGAGUGUGGUCGGUUUCUAAAGUGGCAAGUGGAAUAUACAUGUAUUUAUGUACGUAUGUACACAGUACAUAUGUAUCAUGUGAUAAAAGUAGAAGCGGACAAAUUCCCUGUAUAUAUUUAAAAUAAUUGACAUUAAUAGAAUGAAUUCAUAUAAAUUUAAUGUAAUAAAUUAGUGCCGUCAUAGAAAGCGUAGUGUAACAAAAUAAAAUUACAAAAUACCCGUGAAUACAAGUCACUCCUUACCCCGUAAAUGUAUUAAAUCACACAUAAAAUAACUAAAAAUUUAGGUGAACAGCACGCAGCAUUAUUAUUCCUCGACGACGUUGUCUAAAAAUAACUGAAUUUUCAUUGAAACAAGUACCAUAGGAUACAUCAGCGAAAAGACGCGCAUUCCUUACAUUUUCUUUACUUUUGAAAGAGGAUGACUGCUGAAGUAAUGGCGACAGACACAAAUUGGGAUCCUGCAUUAUCUAAACUUAUUUCGUCACUAAAAGAAGCUGAAAGUCUUUCCAAUGAUCAAGAAAUAGAUUUCCUUAAAAAUUUACUUGAAUCAAAAGAACUGAAUGCUUUAGUUAAUGUACAUACAAAAGUAGUAAAGGUUGGAAGAGAUGACCGCUUGGCUCCAAUCUUAUCAACAUCUGGUCAAAUAUUGUUUGAAGUACUGGAACAGUUAUCACAACGUUGCCACUUAAAUGAUGACUGCAAAGAAGCAUUUCAUUUGCUACAGGGACCAUACCUUCAAAGUUUGCUUUAUGCACACGAUGCAAUUGCUCAAAAGGACUUUUAUCCGCAUCUACCGGAUAUACCCAUCGAAAUGGAUGAAGAUGAGGAAACAAUUAAAAUUGUGCAACUAGUAAAAAGCAAUGAACCUUUAUCAGGAGCACAAAGUGCGGAACCAAUUGUUGGUGCUACAAUCAAAACUGAUGAAGAUACUGGUAAGAUAAUAAUAGCUAGAAUAAUGCAUGGAGGAGCCGCUGAUCGCUCUGGACUAAUACAUGUUGGUGAUGAAGUAAUUGAAGUAAAUGGCAUUAAUGUGGAAGGUAAAACACCAGGAGACGUGCUAACGAUAUUGCAAAACUCAGAAGGUACAAUUACCUUCAAACUUGUACCCUCCGAUGGCAAAGGUGGCCAACGUGAAUCAAAAGUGCGCGUUCGUUCACAUUUCAAUUAUAAUCCAGAAAUAGAUCCAUAUAUACCAUGUAAAGAAGCAGGUCUAGCAUUUCAACGUGGAGAUAUUUUGCACAUUGUGGCACAGGAUGAUGCAUAUUGGUGGCAGGCGCGAAAAGAAUCUGAACGUACUGCACGAGCUGGUUUAAUACCCAGUCGAGCAUUGCAGGAACGUCGCAUACUUCAUGAACGCUCCCAACGUGAACCCAAUGAUAGUGAAUCAAAAAAAGGCUCAUGCGCUUCCAUUUGCACUACCCCGCCUGGCUCACCCAUGUUACAUUCUAGUAGUAGCACAUCUUCAUGUCGUCAGCCAAAAACUAAAAAAAUCAUGUACGAUUUAACAGAGAAUGAUGACUUUGAUCGUGAAAUGAUUGCUACCUAUGAAGAAGUUGCCAAACUAUAUCCACGUCCAGGUGUUUAUCGUCCAGUUGUUUUAAUUGGUGCACCUGGUGUAGGUCGUAAUGAAUUACGAAGACGUCUAAUAGCAAGAGAUCCUGAGAAGUUUCGUAGUCCAGUGCCAUAUACAACACGUCCAAUGCGUACUGGUGAAGUUGCUGGUCGUGAGUAUAUAUUUGUGACGCGAGAAAAAAUGGAAACAGAAAUAGAGGAAGGCAAAUUUGUGGAACAUGGUGAAUACAAAGGACAUUUGUAUGGUACCUCCGGUGAGAGUGUAAAGUCAAUUGUCAAUGCAGGCUGUGUCUGUGUACUGAGUCCACAUUAUCAAGCAAUAAAAACUUUACGGACGGUACAAUUAAAACCAUUUAUGAUACAUAUAAAACCACCGGAACUAGAAUUAUUAAAAAAAACACGUACUGAUGCUAGAGCCAAAUCUACAUUCGAUGAAGCAAAUGCGAGAAGUUUUACGGAUGAAGAAUUUCAAGAUAUGAUAAAAUCAUCUGAACGUAUUGACUUUCUUUACGGACACUUCUUUGACGAUGAAAUCGUCAAUGGAGAACUAUUACCAGCCUUUGAAAAAUUAGUAAUUACUGUGCAGCGAAUUGAGAAUGAGCCACUGUGGGCACCGGCUACUUGGGUGCAAUAAGUAGGAUUUAAAAACGAUGGUUACAACAAUAAAAGACAAACACUGCUAUAUUAAUGCCAAAAAUCUUACUUCUUUAUAAUUUUAAUUGUGAGAACAUAAACACCAAAUUUUAAUAAUAAAUUUAUAAAAAUGUAUACAAUAUAAAAUUAAAUUGAACAGCUAAGGCAACACACUACUGAAUUUGA